AUGGCUGUAUAUCAAAACCCACAACUCUACAUUCUAAGUUUAUAUUUUACACCAGAGGACGAGGAUGAAAGCUGUAUUGCAGAAUUGGAAAAGGUGAUUGAACAGCUCAAUAGCAAUAACUAUAUUUUGGUGGGUGAUGUGAAUGCCAAGUCUCCUAAUUGGUUCCACCCAAGAGAGGACUACAGGGGCCGGUUAAUAAAUAACUUGAUGGAUAGCCAUGACUUGUUUUCCGCUAGCAUAUCAAACUACCCAACGUUUUUCAUGGCAUACGCCGAAGGGUGGACUGAUGUCUUCCUCGCCCCAAUUGGCAUAAGUGGCAACAUCAUUACCUGCAAGACACUCCUUCAGGAGUCGGCGAGUGAGCAUAGGUUCAUUUAUGCCAAAAUGACAAGAACUGACCAAAAAAUGGUGAACUACAGAUAUACAAGGAAAACAAACUGGGACCUGUUUGCCAAAUACUUUGCUGACCAUUGGCGAAGAUACAGAUUUCACGAUAUUGAAAGUGAAGAAGACAUGAAUGAAUAUACAGAACAUAUCACAAAAGCAAUCCAGGAAGCGGAAAGGCUAUCAACAAGAAUGAUCAAAACAGACAUAAAAAGAACAAUCUGGUGGACAAAUAACUUAUCUGAACAGCAGAAAAACGUCCGAAAGUUGAGGAAGAAAAUGACCAGAGCCAGAAAUGACGAACUUAGAAAUAAUCACAAGGAGGAAUACAGGAAGGCUCUAAAAGAAUACAAAAAAGACAUAAAUAGCACGCAUAUAGAGGCCUGGCGGGAUUUCUGUGGAAAAGAACUGAGGAGGAAUCCAUGGAAUGUGCCAUAUCGAGUAAUUUUCAACAAAAUGAGGAAAUGUCAGGUUCCCAAUUUGAUUGGAGGAAAUGGGAAUAACCCGGAAUUGGAUAUUAUAGAGAACACCAGAAGAAUUUUACAAUUCCAUUUUCCUAUCGAUGACAAAACCAAAGACUCAGACUUACAUAAAAAAAAAUGA
Molecule: messenger RNA, 987 nt
Organism: Centruroides sculpturatus (bark scorpion)
Lineage: Eukaryota; Metazoa; Arthropoda; Arachnida; Scorpiones; Buthidae
Exons: 1
Coding region: 1-987 (328 amino acids)
Molecular function (GO): catalytic activity
Source: RefSeq, a predicted model, not a curated record